CCCGCCUUCGAUACAUCAUACCCUGCUGUAGCUCAAUCUACGAGUGAGGACCAUGGCCGAGUCUGCUGAGUCGCUCGCCCUGGACUGGUUCGCAUCGACGUCGAGGAGGGUGGACGACCUCGAUGCGGAGCAGCGCCAGGCGCUUGAGUCCAAGCAUCGCUUCCGCCGAGAGCUCGCAGCAGCCCAGAGUACCAGCCACGGCGAUGGCAGCGACGGUGAGGGUGACUCAGGCAACAGUGGACUUCGAACACCAUCUGGCGUACCCGCCUCCAUCAUAGAAGCCAAAUCAAUUCCGUCUCGCGACGAGCUCUUGAGCGUGCUCAGAGCGUUGCAAGAAGCGCAGACCGCACAGGCUUCUCCCUUGUCAGACUCGGCGCAGGUGAUUCGCGUGACCUACGCAGCGUAUGCGCUCGCACUCAACAACCUCUUCGAAGAGGCAGGUAGGCUGCAAGAGUCCAGCUGGUACUGGAGUGGAGUCGAGGACAGCUCGUCGGCCACCGCCCUCUACCUCCUCCAGACAUUACCCGCACGCCUGAACCUUUUGGCGCAAGAGGCUUACCGUGUACUUAAGAAUGGAGCACGAUCCGCUGCCGACUCGUCUUCAGCUCCACCGCCGCCAAUCAAUCGCGAAACGAUCGUCGCGACGAUUCGCCAGCUGCGCAAGACGCCAGACGUCGUCGUGGGAGCUCUUUGGCCGCACGCCAUCAAGCAGAGGGAAGACGACGAGCGAGAAGCGUCUGACGAGGUAGUCACUGCUUCCUCGCUGGGCAAGGGCAAUGGACAAAAGCUUGGAGGCAAGGCUCUGGCUGGCCCUCUGGUCCUGUUGCGCAAAGCCAAGGGUCUGUCACCCUUGACUCUUACCCUGCAUGAAGCGAAUACAAAGCAGAAACUGCUCCGAAAGAGGAGGAAUCAGGUCGCAAAGAAGCUCGGCGCACUUGCAUCUACCGCGCUUGCCUUGUCAAAGAGCCAAGAAGAGGUCACGGCUCAGAGUGCAGACGAAGAAGUGCAACUGCUUGUGAGCAAAUUGCAGGACGUACUGCUCACUGACACUGCUACGCCUCAGCCUCGCUUUGAAGCUUCCUCUUCUGUGCAAGUGUACGAGGCACUAGCCCACGUUCUGGAGAACGCCCCAGCCUUGGAGUACCCCAUCGUCACAGUAGCCGCACCAAUUGGCCUUUCCCCACCGUCGCGACUCGCCAUGCUCUGGCCUCGACUGGUUCUUUGGCCCACGCUAAUGUUCUUCGGUCUUCGCCUAGCCUCCCGCAAUAGACAGGCGAUUGCAGAGGCCAUUGCCGACGGCAAGGAGACAAUCAAGGGCUUCUUCUACAAUUGGGUCGUGGACCCUGUCAUGGACUUGUUGAACACGAUUAAGGGUGGCGACGUUGCAGAUGAUGGCGGCAUCGUCACCAAGGAAGGACGAAAAGCAGACCUGGAGAGUCUCGAAAGGAUGGUGACAACCUACGCAGUCGACAAGGGCCAAAUCUCCGCCCAAGACGCAGCACGAGCAGAGGAGCUGCGCCGCAAAGUUCGGGAGGGCGACCUGGACGUGGUGAUGCGCGCCUACGAGGAUCAGCUCAAGUCUCCCUUCAAGGCCCUGACCAUGGGCUCUCUCCCCCGCCUCCUUCUGAUUCAAGUGCAGAAGGCAAAGUACGACUUGGCCGUCGCCAUGAGCGGCAUCGACCACCUGCUCAAGUCUCAGGCUCUCCUCUUCGGGGCCGUGGGAAUCGCUCCCGCCAUGGGGAUCCUCUGGCUUGGCUUCAGGGGAGCCAAGUGGAUUGUCCGCGGGAGAGAGAUGCGAGACGACGGAAGGGAAAAGGAGCGGGCGUGGGCUGCAAUGCGCAGAGUGGAUCGUCUGCUCACCAGAGGCACCUCCUCACCCACACAUGCCGGCGAGGGCAUGUCGGACAAGGCGUAUGGUCUUUUGCUCCUAGAAUUGGCAGAUCUACGCAGAGUCGCUCAUGAGAUCCUGCCGCAUGGAGGAGGAGGCAAGAAGCAAUCCCGCCUUCGUCAUCGGCAGAACAAGGGCAAGAGUCAGACCAAGGGCAGAGCUAGAUCAGAUUCUCGUCUGACGGACUUCUUGGACGAUGUGAGGGAUCUGGAGACGAUUGCCGUUACUGCACAGGGCAGUAGUAGCAGUGGUACUGAUGGGAUGGCCGUACAGACUAGAGCAGUGGAGCGGAUGUGGCGGUGCUGGGGUAGCGUCUUGACGCUGCCUGUAUAAAUGCAAUUGUAUAUUCGUUGCCUGAAUGAUAUUGUAAAAGUACAGAUUGGCAAAGAAACCCUCUCAAGA
This is a messenger RNA of Microstroma glucosiphilum, 2290 nucleotides long. RefSeq names its product NCA2-domain-containing protein. Bases 53 to 2221 code for a protein of 722 amino acids. The transcript is spliced from 2 exons. NCBI's taxonomy places the organism in Eukaryota, Fungi, Basidiomycota, Exobasidiomycetes, Microstromatales, Microstromataceae. Gene Ontology annotation, cellular component: mitochondrial outer membrane. The record is from RefSeq and is a predicted model, not a curated record.